This is a messenger RNA of Iphiclides podalirius (scarce swallowtail), 795 nucleotides long. The record is from the annotation of a GenBank genome assembly. Lineage: Eukaryota; Metazoa; Arthropoda; Insecta; Lepidoptera; Papilionidae.
AUGAAAGACGUAAGACCGCCAGUUAUUCAAGAAGAUACAAAGAUGCUUGUCAGAAGUUUAUCGCGGAGGCUGUGGAACACAGUACGAUAUGAAAAAAGAUUCCUAGCUUCGGAGCCAACUAAACCUCAGCCUGAAGUGAGCAAUAGUGUUGAACAGAAUCAGGCUGAAGCAUUAGAUAAGGAUAUAUGUCUAUUAGUAGAUGAAAAAGACAAUUUUAUUGGCACUGCAACAAAACGUGAUUGUCACAAAGUUGCGGAGGAUGGUAGUAUCUUACUUCACCGUGCCUUUAGUGUGUUCCUAUUUAAUAAACGAGGGGAUAUGUUUUUGCAAAGAAGAGCCAGUCAGAAGGUGACAUAUCCAGACUAUUAUACAAACGCAUGUUGCAGUCAUCCCCUGUACAUUGAUGAUAAACCUGAAGAUAUUAUUACAGCAGCCAGACGAAGAUUAAACUUUGAACUGGGUAUUCCUCUUGACCAGAUGGACCCAGAGCUAUUUACCUUUCUAACGCGCGUUCACUACCACGACCCGGGCGAUGGAGUUUUUGGUGAGCAUGAGAUUGACCACAUACUGUUCUUCCAAAGCGACGUCAAGGUCAAGCCAAACUCCGAUGAGAUAUCCGAAUACUGCUAUGUGCCCAAAAACGAAUUCAAUGCGUAUAUACCAACACUCGAAGGCCCAUUAACUCCAUGGUUUAAUAUGAUUCGACGCCAUAGACUAAAGCUGUGGUGGGACAACCUCCAUCGCCUCAAGGAGCUUGCCGAGCCAAACAAAAUCAACAAAUUCUUGAACGAAAAA